AUGGAGAUCUGCAUAUUCUUUCUUUGUGCUAUGAUAUUUCUCCCAGGUAUUGCUGCCAGUGUGCAUCCGGUGAAGGCAUUUCUCCAUCACACUGUACACCUAUCCUGCUGUUUUCCAAACUCUCAGGAAAUUGACGUGAAGGAUUUAAUAAUCUUUUGGCAAAAAGACAAUAAAGUGGUGCAUGAAGUAUAUCAUGGCCAAGAAAAGCAUGAGAACCUUAGUCCUGAAUAUAUAAAUCGCACCAAGGUGGACAUGGCCAGAUGGACCUUGCAGUUGUUAAAUGCAGGAGUUGAAGAUGAGGGACACUAUAAGUGUAUUAUUAUGAAAAAAACAACUGAACAACCAAAAAGGGUCAUACACCAAUCUGAGUGGUCACUGCACAUCAUUGCCAACUAUAGUCAACCUGAGAUAGAACUGCACUCUGGGGAACUAAAGCCCAACGGAUACUUGAACCUCACCUGUUCUUCCAGUGGAGGUUAUCCAGAGCCCAAGGAGAUGACUUGGCUGAUUUCACAUGAGAACAUAACACUCAGCAGUCCGGCUCACAUGAAUGUCUCACAGGAUGCUGUGACAAAGCUGUACAACGUUACCAGCGAGCUGAAUAUCCCAGUUCCUGCAGGGAGCCCCACUAAUAUCAGCUGCUUACUUCGCCUUCGGGAGCAGCUGGGAAGCCUUGUCUCAGUCCCACUGAACAUAGAGAUAAAAGAGAAAGAAAUGGAGCAAGCAAAGAUAAAUUUCUUUGGCCCACUUAUAGCUGUGGUUGUAGUGAUCAUUUCUGCACUUCUUCUGGGUUUUGUGAUAUUAAAGAAGAACAGAAAUAUCUUGUCUACCAACCAGAGUGUCAGUCUAGCAGUCUAGAAGCUAUCCAGAUUGAAACCGAGGCCAUCAGCCAGACUGCUGACUGGGAACCACCUCUGCACCCAGCAAAGCAUGAGGUCCCGUGUUUUUAGAGGUUCUGCCAGAACAAGAAUCCUCCCCAGAAGUCCUACAGAACAACAUGCAACACUUUUGUGUGAUGGCUGAAACCUACUCCCCAGUGUUCUCUGUUUUUAUUGUUGCUCCAGAAUGGUAGUAAAUGGUAGUAAAUAGGAUGCUCUGCCUGUCUGCAUGACUACCUUUUUGUUGUAUCUUUUAAUAUGCACUGUGACAAUGUAAAAUCCUGAGAGUCAAUGGAGAAAGCAGAGCUGUAUGGGUCACAGAAUGUCUCAGAAAUAGAAAGAGUUAAGCCACAAUCUGUGAUUCAUAACCAUCACUGCAAACACAAUCAGAGGUAAGCUAUUACCCAUAAAUCAUAGAAUCAUAGAACCAUAGAAUUGUAGAAUGACUAGGGUUGGAAGGGACCUUGAAGCUCAUCUAGUUUCAAGCCUCCUGCCUGACCAUAAGCCAUAAAUGCUUUUGGCAGAGCGACUGUGUAACUUCCUUGUAAAGUUUCACAUCAGGAAGAGGAACUUCGAGGCACAUCCCCACUUUCUGAGAAAAGUCAUGGAAUUCCCAUCAAGCAUUUGAAUCUAGAAAUAAUCGAAAGGAAAUACUUGCUUUAAACAUAAUUUGUGAUUAACAUCUUAUUUUUUUAAUAUAUAUAUCAUCCAAGCUUAAUACACCCAGACAGUUAGUACCUCCACACUUUGUUCCUCCGUAUUCUGACUGAGAGUUGUAAGAGUUGUUCAGGUGGAUGCAGGGAUAGAAAAUGACAGCAUGAGGUAUCAUAUGUGUGUAUAUCUAACCCUACAAAAUUAGGCUGAGCAGAUAAUGAAAAAACAUUACAUAAGUCAUGUUCCUUUUUUGUUGACUAUGUUCUUAAUUUUGCUUCAGACCUUGAUGAUAGAGCAAUUCAUACACUGUGGUAUAUUCAGCCAUAGGAAGGAGUUUUAUCCUUCAGAAAAGAUCCUUUGUUUUGCUCAAAAUGUGUCAGUUCUCCAAUCUUGAAUGAUCUCUGCACUUUAUAUUCUUCAACAGCACUGACAUCUCUCCAGAGGAAGAAUGCAGCAGAACUGAGACAAAAUUCUUCUGAGAUCUUGAUUGUGUUUGUAGGUCUGACACUUUCAGAAAGAGCAGGGACAUUAGCAUCAUAUUCUUAAGACAAAUUUCAGCUCACAGUUGCAGU
Molecule: messenger RNA, 2104 nt
Organism: Melospiza melodia melodia
Lineage: Eukaryota; Metazoa; Chordata; Aves; Passeriformes; Passerellidae
Gene: CD86
Product: CD86 molecule
Exons: 5
Coding region: 1-858 (285 amino acids)
Biological process (GO): positive regulation of T cell proliferation; negative regulation of T cell proliferation; cell surface receptor signaling pathway
Cellular component (GO): external side of plasma membrane
Source: RefSeq, a predicted model, not a curated record